Molecule: messenger RNA, 957 nt
Organism: Seriola dumerili (greater amberjack)
Lineage: Eukaryota; Metazoa; Chordata; Actinopteri; Carangiformes; Carangidae
Product: plexin-C1-like
Exons: 9
Coding region: 1-957 (318 amino acids)
Source: RefSeq, a predicted model, not a curated record
AUGGAGCGUGUCCCCGUGUCAACGUGCAGCACAUACAAAAAUGUGCAGGAGUGCUGGUCUGCACAGGAUCCAUACUGUGUCUGGUGUGACUCUAAGAGUUGCACAUUUGAAGAUGACUGCAAAGAUUCAGACUGGGUGUCCAUUCCUGAUGAUUACCAGCAGAAAAUGGUUUCCCACAAUGUUGCUAAGGACUCCACCGGCCAGAUCACACUUAACAUCCUGACACACCUGACUGCGGGCGAGAAGGCACGGUCCAACUUCGCCUGUCAGUUCCCUGUGAGUUCCAGAGAGCUUUGUAGGAAGAAUGAGUUUCCUCCACAGUUCCCACAAUGCAUCUGCAUCCUCUCUGAGAACAUACUUCCUGCCGAAGGCCUGGCAGUCAGUGUAAGAAUUAGACUUGGCACAUUGACCUUAUUGGAACCACUGACGCUAACCAACUGCUCUGAGAUCAGAGGACCGCCAACUUCUGUCUUGUGUCAGCAGUGUAUCAGGGCUGGAUGUGGCUGGAGCAAAAACCACUGUUCCUGGGCAAAUCAGGGAGUGAGGAAUGAAAGUGUUUGCCAAAUGAUGGGGUCAGGGAUGAACUUUUCUAGGCCAGAGAUCUCCUCCAUCACUCCCAGUGUCGUGUCUUUCUACGGCAGAAACCAUGCAGUGUUGAGCGGUCAUAACCUCAAUGAUGUGACCAGAGUGAGGAUCCAGACUGACGACUGCUCUCCACGAGAUGGGAAGAGGAAAAUCACACUAAUGGGAAUCCACCUUGAGUUUGUGGAGAGGGUCACACACAGCCACGCCCCGCAGGAGGUUCAGACUUCCCAGAACAGCAACUUUCAGUACGUAGCACCGGGACUGUACACUCAGCUCAGUGACUCAGACCUGACUACUGGUUCGCCGAGGACUCUGACCCACGAAGAGGUUCAUGAACGUGACGGUGCUCCACUGCCCGCCGAGGUUGGAUGA